UUUCUCUUUCCCUCUCGCCCCACCCUUCUUAUUUUCUCUCUCUACAUCCUCCCACCCUCUCUCUCUAAACCCUUAAAUCGAGGCUUUUCUUUUUCACACUUUCCCAUCAACCAAACAACUCUCUCUCUCCUCCCUUAUACUCGUUAUUCUAAUAGGCCACCCACUCUGCUCACUAUUGCAAGCAUAACGACAGCAUCUCUUUGCCUUAGAUUUUAUUUGUUCCCUUUUUGAAUCUGAAACUAUUAUUAGUUUAAUGGACCAAGAAACCAAACACAACAGGAAACGGGCCUUGGAUGACCAGGACUGUGACUCGCAUCAGUCUAAACUCGCCCGUUUUGAAUCGGUUGGAAACUCGACUGAUCUCGGUGAAACUCACCUGGAUUCAGAUAGUUCGGGUUUGAACUCGUGCAAGAGUGAUGUUACUGUUGUUGAAUCGGAUGACUCUGGUGUUAACUCGCCGGAUGCUAAGCGGAUCCAGGAUGAUUUGCUUAAUAUUCUUGAUGAGUCCGAUGAUCCAACUAUUCAAGGUCUUGACACGGUGAUCAAAAGCUUUGAAGAAGAAAUCCUGGUUUCUGUUCCAGGUCCCGUUACUCAUACCGAUACUUGCCAACCGGAGCUUGGCUACCUUCUGGAAGCCUCGGACGACGAGCUUGGCUUGCCGCCGACGUUUUCCGGCGAGGAAAAGAUCAGUGCAGUAGAUUUGGCUGCGGAAGCUAGCGUAUCUGGCGCCGCAGAUUUUGGUGAAAUUUUAGGGUUCGAGGACGGGAUACCGAGUUAUGACUCGUGUGAGUUUGGACUGGCGGGUGAAUCGAGUGGCAGUAGUUAUAAUGGUAGCUAUAAUGACAGUGGAGAUUUUGUGACGCUAAGUGGCUUGUUUGACUAUUCGUCGGAGAACUAUGCUCCGGCAAACGAUAUAUCGGGUGGACAGUGGCAGCCUGAGUCGCUUUCUGCCUUGUAGAAAAAAAAAAAAAAUUGUAUCAACAAAUGGCGUUAACUGUCAAAAAAAAGAGUUUCGUGCUAUGCGGAAUUUUGGCGGUUAACGGGUCGUUUCUUUGAAAAUGCAUUGUCCGUAGAGGUAGGUUGUAAAUUUGGGAAGACAGGAAAAAAAUGGAAAGUGGAAUAUUUUUGUGCGUUA
Manihot esculenta (cassava) is the source of this 1135-nucleotide messenger RNA. RefSeq lists its product as uncharacterized. The record is from RefSeq and is a predicted model, not a curated record. The transcript has a single exon. NCBI's taxonomy places the organism in Eukaryota, Viridiplantae, Streptophyta, Magnoliopsida, Malpighiales, Euphorbiaceae. Bases 254 to 958 code for a protein of 234 amino acids.